GUAGCGAAAAGGUUAUUAUCAGUCUUGUGCUUGAUUACAUUCAGAAAUGAUCGGUUCGUGAGCUGGAGUUGUUCUAAUUUUGGUCCAAAUUGCUAAUAAAUUCCACGAUGUAUCGUCUCUAGAUUUGACUUAAUUUUUCCCCAGGCUAAAAACCAUCGUCAAAAUUUGAACUUCGAAGAAAAUCUUGUUUAGUGUGAUUUUAUAUGUUGUAAAGUGAAAAGGAUCGAAAGAUGCAGUGUCCGUUCUUGAGCAAACUAUCUCUUUCGUACGUGAGGAACUAUGGAUCAUCAUUAAUGAAACUGUAUGGUCAACAUUGCCCGGUCGUAUCGUCAAUUAGUAAAAUUCAUACGCCAGCUGAUGAUAUCCAUUCGACUGUUUCGCCUCAAGAUGGAUCUGGCAGCAGAAAAUGCCCAUUUUUGGCCGAAGUACAGAAGAAUAAUCAUGUCGUAAUGCAAGCUAGUAAAGAGAUGCAGGAGGAUGUUAUCAAUUUACAUAAUGAAAGAGAUAAUUUCGCUUACGAGAAUUUCUUCGAAGAACAAAUUAUAAAAAAGAAGAAAGAUCAUUCGUACAGAAUAUUCAAGAAGGUUAAUCGACUCGCCGAUAAUUUUCCAGCAGCAUAUGAAUACAGCUGGGGAGAAAAUGCGGUCAAAGUGUGGUGUUCGAAUGAUUAUUUGGGAAUGUCGUGUCAUCCGAAAGUUAAAGCGGCUGUGAGAGAAGCUUUGGACAAAUAUGGAGCCGGUGCCGGAGGUACUAGAAACAUCUCAGGAAAUUCCCUCUUCCACGAAAAACUGGAACAAGACUUGGCCGCGUUACAUAACAAACAAUCGGCUCUCUUGUUUACUUCCUGUUUUGUCGCCAACGAUUCUACUUUGUUUACUCUCGGGAAAAUGAUACCUGGUGUUCAUAUCUUUUCGGAUGCUGGAAAUCACGCUUCGAUGAUCCAAGGUAUUAGGAACAGCGGAGCUCCUAAGCAUAUCUUUAGACAUAACGACGCAGCUCAUUUGGAGGAAUUGCUUUCGAAAGUUGACAAAAGCGUUCCGAAAAUCGUAGCUUUUGAAACGGUUCAUUCUAUGACUGGAGCGAUAUGUCCUCUGGAAACAUUAUGUGAUAUCGCCCAUAAACACGGUGCCUUAACAUUUGUCGACGAAGUUCACGCCGUUGGAUUAUACGGCGAACACGGAGCAGGUAUCGGUGAACGAGACGACAUGAUGUCUCAAAUGGACAUAAUCUCCGGCACAUUGGGCAAAGCUUUCGGAAACGUCGGCGGUUACAUUUCCAGCACGAAGAAUCUAAUCGAUACGCUCAGAAGUUACGCUGCAGGUUUCAUUUUUACCACUUCCCUACCUCCUACUGUUUUGGCCGGUGCACGAGCGUCAAUCAGUAUUCUACGUUCGGAGGAAGGAAAAGCCCUGAGACUGCAACACCAAGAAAAUGUUCGAUAUCUACGUACGAAACUUAUACAGGCUGGGUUACCUGUCGAACACACCCCUUCACAUAUUAUACCCAUUAAGAUCGGAGAUGCGAAACUAUGUACCGAAAUAUCCGACGCUUUGUUGAGGGAAAAAGGUCACUACGUACAAGCUAUAAAUUACCCUACGGUACCAUACGGCGAAGAAAAACUUAGAUUGGCUCCGACUCCUCAUCAUACCGUCGAAAUGAUGAACGUAUUCGUAUCCGAUUUAGUAUCCAUUUUCCACGAAAAGAAAAUACCCCUCAAAGGAAUGGUUUGCGAUCCAGAAUGUUCAUUCUGCAAGAAACCUAUACUCUUCGAUCAUUACGAAGCCAGAACGCGUCAGUUUUCCGAUUUAGAAAAAUGUGCUCCCUUUUGCUCAUUACCAAAUUGUCCGCAGAUGGUGUCCUGUGCCAACUAAGGAGUUACCCGAACGAUAUUAGUUACCCUACGUUAUAUAUCAUGGUGAAGGAAUAUAUAAAUACAUAUAUUGUUGCAUUCAA
Molecule: messenger RNA, 1953 nt
Organism: Planococcus citri (citrus mealybug)
Lineage: Eukaryota; Metazoa; Arthropoda; Insecta; Hemiptera; Pseudococcidae
Gene: Alas
Product: 5-aminolevulinate synthase
Exons: 8
Coding region: 231-1871 (546 amino acids)
Biological process (GO): hemoglobin biosynthetic process; erythrocyte development; heme biosynthetic process
Cellular component (GO): mitochondrion; mitochondrial matrix
Molecular function (GO): pyridoxal phosphate binding; 5-aminolevulinate synthase activity
Source: RefSeq, a predicted model, not a curated record